Molecule: messenger RNA, 1204 nt
Organism: Papilio xuthus (Asian swallowtail)
Lineage: Eukaryota; Metazoa; Arthropoda; Insecta; Lepidoptera; Papilionidae
Exons: 2
Coding region: 70-1152 (360 amino acids)
Source: RefSeq, a predicted model, not a curated record
AGUUUAUAUAAUUUCAAGUAUCAAAACAUAUUAUUUAGUGCUAACUCUUGCUGGAUUGAGACAUCAAAAAUGAGAUUAAUAAAAACACUGACACUAUGCCUUUUAAUUGGAUUUGCUGUAGCUGCUCCAAGGCAUAAUCACAAAGAAAGAAAGGAAAGCAAAGAAAGCAAAGAAAGUAAAGAAAGUAAAGAGAGUAAAGAAAGUAGUGAAAGUGAUCACAUCACUAUUACAAAAGACUUUUUCCCAGAUGAAUUUGUAGUGUACACUGCUGACCAUGAUAUUGUAAAUAUCCUAGUUCCCAUCAAUUCUUUUAAUUUCGAAGAUGAUGACGAAGACAAUGAUACGAACGAUGAUGAUGGAAUAACAUUAUUCUUUGUCGAAGCUGACAUAGAUAAAGCUGGGAAUAGAAUAGACAAAGGUCUAUACGUUCUUAAAGAUGGUAAAGCAAAGAAACUUCUUGACAACGGUAGAGAUGCAGCAGCAUCUAGCGAUGAUAGCAAAGAUGUUUUCUUUGCAGCUAAAGACGGUAUUUACGUGUACAAUAAAAAUGAUAGCACAGCUAUAAAAUACGGAUCAGUAACCGACAGUGUGAUUGGAAUUGCAAAAGAAAAUUCAACAGAUUUAAUCUACAUAUUAACGGAGAAUUAUGAUUUGUAUAAAGUGACUGAAUCUGGUAAUAAAAAAGAGAAAGUAAACGAAGUUGUAGGCGCACGUGAAAUAGUUUUGGAUGGUGCCAACAAUUUGUAUUACUACGGUGAUGAUUUGAAACCGUUUGUUUUCAACGGUGGAGUGGUCAAAGAAAUAAAAGGUCUACCUGAACAUCCUAAAACAGUUCGUUUACUAAAACCACCAUUCUUUAUAGAUGAUUCUGUACCAUUUAUCAUAGAUAAUGAUAUUUAUUUCAUUAAUGCGAAUGGAACGAGUGAAAAAACAGACUUCGAUUUUAAAUCGAAUGCAAAACCGACGGCUUUUAGUAUGGAAGCAACUCUCCUCCAAUAUUACGGUUAUAAUAAAAAGAUAUAUGAAUACAAUGUCUUAGCUAUGAUUCUUACAGAAGUUAUUGACGAAUUGAAAGAGUUUUUGGAAACUAAAUCUGACGCAAUUCGUUCGUUGUCGACUCAAUCUCGAAGCCGUGUGCGUACUUCCAAAUAAUUUUAAUGCCAAAUAAAUCGUUAUUUUAUUUAUAAUCUAUGUCUUCUAUAUA